Molecule: messenger RNA, 1521 nt
Organism: Funneliformis geosporum
Lineage: Eukaryota; Fungi; Glomeromycota; Glomeromycetes; Glomerales; Glomeraceae
Source: the annotation of a GenBank genome assembly
AUGCCUUUUACCAGGAAAGAAAAUAAGGGUCAACCAAGAUCGACCUCAGCAAGCUUGAUAAAAAAUAAAAAGCCAGCUGCAGCACAGAGUAACCUUCUUUCAUUUCUCAAAAAGGAGUUACCUACUCCAGCAGAUUCUAGUAGUAAAAGAAAAGUUUCUGAGGAACUCGAGUUACCUCUAACUCCUAUAACUCCUAGGUCUCAGCGGGAGAAAACGGUGCAAAAAUUUAAUAACGAAUCGGUAAAUAAUUCUGCUGAAGAAAUUGGGGAACCAACCUCCGGAGUGAGAGUCUUAAGGCGAAGAGUUAAACGUAAAAUUUAUGUUUCGUCUGGUGAAGAUAAUGAUUCGGAUGAUAUUCUCGAUCUUGUAGAUUCUCCAAUGCCAGAGAAAUCUCGUGUUCAAAAGAAAAUUUCCCCUCGACAAAGAAAAGCUAAAAAUGACGAUGACGAUUAUGAGCAUGAAAGCGAUGAUUCCGUCAUGAACGAUGUUGCUCCUGUUGCUAGUGAUGACGAGGAUAUGAAAGAUAAUUCGACGCGCAUGAUUAAAAAGUUCUCUCAUAGUGAUCAAAAUGGAAAAUCUGCUUCUAAACUGAAGGAAUUUGCCUCGAAUUCAUCCGUUCGUCGUGGCCCAAGCUUCUCUUCUUCAACUCAUAUGAGCAAUACCGAGAAAAAAAAGCAACGUGCUGCGGAUUUUAAAGUAAAGAAUGAUGACCGAUACAGCUGGUUGCAAGAAGUUCGCGAUUUAGAUGGAAAUCCCGAAGGAUCACCUAAUUACGACCCACGUACAUUGUAUAUUCCUAAAUCUUCUUGGGACAAGUUCACUCCAUUUGAAAAACAAUUCUGGGAAAUAAAGUCUAAGCACUGGGAUACCGUUGUAUUCUUCAAGAAAGGAAAAUUUUACGAAUUAUAUGAACGUGAUGCAGAUAUAGGUCACACGGAAUUCGAUCUUAAACUUACGGACCGUGUUAAUAUGCGAAUGGUCGGUGUACCCGAAUUUUCUUUUGAACAUUGGGCAGCUCAGUUUAUUGCAAAAGGUCAUAAAGUUGCGAGGGUUGACCAAAUGGAAACAGCGCUAGGCAAAGAGAUGCGCGAAAAAGCGACCAAGAAAAAGGAAGAAAAAGUUAUAAGACGUCAGUUAACUUCUAUCCUUACCGCCGGAACUCUUGUAGAUGGUGGACUGUUGACUAAUGAAAUGUCAACUUAUUGCAUGUCAAUUAAAGAGUCUUGUCCAACCGAAAACGAUCCACCUGCUUACGGCAUAUGUUUUGUUGAUACGGCGACUGGCGAAUUUAACCUCGUGUCAUUUGUUGAUGACAUUGAUCGGACUCAAUUCGAAACUUUAAUCAUGCAAGUGAAACCAAAAGAAAUAGUAUAUGAAAAAGGAAUGCUUAAUAAACGUUCACAACGUAUUUUAAAAACCUGUAUUAAUUGUCCCAUAUGGACUGGACUCAUACCUGAAAGAGAAUUUUGGGAUGCAAAUGCUACUUGGGAUGAAAUUAGGUACCCUUUGUUUUAUUACUAA